Molecule: messenger RNA, 860 nt
Organism: Ictalurus punctatus (channel catfish)
Lineage: Eukaryota; Metazoa; Chordata; Actinopteri; Siluriformes; Ictaluridae
Gene: cdca9
Product: cell division cycle associated 9
Exons: 11
Coding region: 8-748 (246 amino acids)
Biological process (GO): mitotic sister chromatid segregation
Cellular component (GO): chromosome, centromeric region; chromosome passenger complex; spindle midzone
Source: RefSeq, a predicted model, not a curated record
CCCGAACAUGGCUGCCAGAAGAACUCGUAAAGGAAGCCAAAGCUCCGAAGGUGUCCAGAGAGACCAAGCAGCUGAUAAACUCAGGAAAAGGAAAGAGCUGUUCAUUCAGCAGUUUGAGAAAGAAGCACAGGAACGCAUAAAUGAAAUGGAGGCCAAAUUGGACAAAUUAUUAGCAACACUGGACCGAGCAGUGAAAAUCGAGAUGAUGAAACUGCCUCAGUCUCUUCAUACGACGUUGAUGAAAGAUAUAUUGAGUGCGCAGGAAACAUCUGUUGGAGAAGUUACAAUGGUGAUCGGGUCUGUGUCUCCGGAGAUUAGCAAGCCCCUCAGCAGAAAGCCCAGCAAAAAAGGUAAGGCGAGCACGCCAAUGACCGCAGCACAACGAUCAACAGGUCAGGUGAAGACGGACGACGAUAACAAGAGAAGGCCCAGGAAGAAAAUGCAGCCCAGUAACAGCACUGGGAAUCUGAGAUGCGUCUCAACGGUCGGUGCCAAAAGAACUCAAGGCCGCGUGCUGAAGCUGAGCGACCAAGCUCUUCGGCUAGGUGGUAAUAUGAAACUACUGAGCCGGUCACUUAGUGACGAUCUCUCAGGACUCGCUACAGCCACCAUCACCACCUCUCUCGGAGAGACUUUGUUUCUGUCGGAGGAGAACAAGGAUGAAGUCAAACUUGAACUUCUGGAUGAGAUGGCUUUAUGCCAGAUGCAAAAGAUUAAGGUGAGGGACGUGGAAACGCUGAGGAGCUGAUGGAAUAUCUGUGCAACAAAGUCAAGCUGAGCAAUACUCACUGACUUCUUAACUGAAGUUGUUUUAAUGGUUUAAUAUUCUAAUAUAAUAAAUUAUAUACUUUUUUCCGGGA